Ambispora leptoticha is the source of this 1032-nucleotide messenger RNA. The record is from the annotation of a GenBank genome assembly. NCBI's taxonomy places the organism in Eukaryota, Fungi, Glomeromycota, Glomeromycetes, Archaeosporales, Ambisporaceae.
AUGGAACACGAACCACAAAAACCAAUUAUUAGAGAAUUUUCAACACCACCGCCUACACCAUUACCUCUACAACGGGCAAUAUUUCGCGAGAAGGAAAUCGAGGAUGACGUCGAUGCAGACAUUUAUUUAGGCAGACUAAUCGCUAAGGAGCAAGAAGUUAUUAGAAAAAUUCAACGGUUAAAAGAAAAGAAAAAAGUAGGUACCACGAUACCGAGGAACAACAUUCAACAUAUUCACUAUUCUCAUACCCCUGAAACCUCGGAAAGCAGAGAAACUGUUAGAACAGUAGCAACGUCAUCAUCAUCGGAAUCGAUUUCUCAUCUACCGGCUUCUGCUGCUUACACAAGUUUGCCGUCACCUCCGCUACCUCAACCGUCAUUAGAAUUUUCCAGAGAUUCGUCAUCACCAUCGACAUCUUUGAUAAUAAGCAAAGGCUAUCAACCUCUUACAGAAUAUAAUUCCGAAUAUUUCUCCACGGCUGUUGCUGCUGCUGAUUCUCGCAAUGAUCCCUAUCGAAAUAAUGGUUCUGUGACAGCCUUCCAUCAACAGCUUCCGUUCCCGAUAAAACGCCCUGCUGAGGCGCUUGCCCCGAGUUCAGUAGGUCAAUUGAAUAAACAGCACUUGCAGAAUGGAACUUCCUCCUCACUCACAUUUUUCGAUUCUAUAAAUAACUAUGGUGCGCCUCACAAUACUCGUGGGAUGAAUCAUGGAUAUGGUGGAACAAUGAUGUCCGCUUCGUCAUCCGCAUCCUCUUCUGCGAUGUAUAAUAGGAUUAUUAAUCGGUUUGGUGGAAGAGAUGAUGUCUAUUCUCACUAUAAUAAUAGUGGUGAUGGUAGCAGUAAUAAUAAUCGAGAUUAUCAUCGGUAUUCCAAUCCGUAUUUCGAUAGACAACCUCUGCCGCAAUCAUCCGUCUAUUCAUCAAGAAACCCAGUAGGAGGAAUUCAAUCACACAGGCGUAACUUAGCAAAGUCACGAAUACCACCUUCAUCACCUAAUUGGCUUCUACCAGAUCGUAAUCGAGGUAGAUUUUGA